This is a messenger RNA of Fusarium mangiferae, 651 nucleotides long. RefSeq lists its product as uncharacterized. Bases 1 to 651 code for a protein of 216 amino acids. The transcript has a single exon. The record is from RefSeq and is a predicted model, not a curated record. Lineage: Eukaryota; Fungi; Ascomycota; Sordariomycetes; Hypocreales; Nectriaceae.
AUGGCUCUUCCUCCUAAAUUCGCCGGGCAGAAGCUCCAGUUCGCCCACCCUCCCGCUUCCGACUCAGCCGUCGCUCACACAACUCACACGCUCGAGUUCUACCUCGACUACUGCUGUCCCUUCUCCGCCAAGAUCUUCCGCACCCUGCAAAACGACGUGAUCCCCGCCAUCAAAGCCAACCCAGCCUGGGCGUCCAGCCUCGCCUUUAUCUUCCGCCAGCAGAUCCAGCCAUGGCAUCCUUCGUCCACGCUCAUGCACGAAGCUGCCCUCGCUGUUCUUCGUCUUGCGCCUGAGAAGUUCUGGGAGUUUAGCGCUGUGCUGUUUGAUGAGCAGCAGGAUUACUUUGAUGUCAAUGUUGUGAACGAGAAGAGAAAUGAUACGUACCGUCGUUUGGCAAAGGUUGCGGCCAAGGUUGGCGUUGAUGCGGAUAAGGUGUUUGAUCUGCUUGUGAUCUCUGACAAGCCUGGUGAGGAUGGGGCGCUGAAUGCGGGUAACAAGGUCACCAACGAUGUCAAGGUCAUCACCAAGAUGAACCGUUUGAUCGGUGUGCAUGUCACUCCUACUGCUGUGUUUGACGGUGUUGUGCAGGACGUCAGCUCUGGAUGGACAAAGGAGCAAUGGAUUGAGUGGCUACAGAAGAAUGUCGUUUGA